Phytophthora sojae is the source of this 387-nucleotide messenger RNA. RefSeq lists its product as hypothetical. Lineage: Eukaryota; Oomycota; Peronosporomycetes; Peronosporales; Peronosporaceae. The transcript has a single exon. The annotation marks the transcript as partial. The record is from RefSeq and is a predicted model, not a curated record.
GAGAAUGAGCGAAGUGAGACCUUACUGACAGCUAUCGAGGAGUUCAAGAGCAACAACCCUGAUUGGCCUCGCAUUCAGUGCAUACUCGUAGAUAAAGAUUUCACUGAAAUCUCAGUCUUGAAGCAGGCAUUUCCCGAUGCGCGAAUACUUUUGUGCCAAUUUCAUGUCGUGAAAUAUCUUGGAGAGGAGGUAGCAAAUUCAGCCUACGGAUUUUCGGUCUGGCAGAAGGAACAACUACGCGAUGUUGUCCGUCUCCUGGUAUAUGCAAGGACGGAGGUCGAAUACGAAAAGCACAUGCGAUAUUUGAAACACUUGACCGAAUUGGGAAUGGGCUUCAAUAACACUUCGAGACCACAAGCUAGCGGGGCUCAUUCAAGCCGGCCGUAG